Exophiala mesophila is the source of this 1321-nucleotide messenger RNA. RefSeq lists its product as uncharacterized. The record is from RefSeq and is a predicted model, not a curated record. The coding region runs from base 1 to 1245 and encodes 414 amino acids. The transcript has a single exon. NCBI's taxonomy places the organism in Eukaryota, Fungi, Ascomycota, Eurotiomycetes, Chaetothyriales, Herpotrichiellaceae.
AUGACACAGACAGCCACCUCAACCCCCCAGCCGAAACGCAAGGCUUCUGCCCCACCACAUCGAACGUCUCGGAGCUAUUCAACACCGUUUGAUAUAGACGUCUAUCUCAAUCCAUACAUUCCUCGAUCACCACUUCACCUCCUCCCUAGACAUAUUUCUUAUUUCCUUGGCUAUCGAGCCCCUCGCAAAGACCAUCCUUCUCCACCUCCACCACAAAGGUUUCAUGACACCAUUUUAUACACUUCGAUAUUCAUAGGCACCUUCUGCGGUCUGGCCAUUAUCGAACAUGUCUUUCUCGCUCUACCUCCUUUGUCCGGCCACACGGCUCCCAUCAUCAUUGCCUCGUUCGGCGCCGCCGCCAUACUCGAAUACAACACCAUUGAAUCUCCUCUAGCCCAACCGAGGAACCUCUUUGUUGGUCAUUUCCUGUCAGCUCUAGUUGCUGUCUGUGUCGCCAAGCUAUUUGGUCAUCUCCCUCAAGAUCGCUAUGAAGACUUACGAUGGCUGGCCGGUGCUAUCUCGGUUGGCCUUGCCAGUAUGUUGAUGAGCGCGACCAAGAGCGUCCAUCCUCCAGCCGGAGCGACCGCUCUAAUGGCCUCAACGACAGUUGAGAUUCAAGUCUUGGGAUGGUGGUUGAUCCCACUCGUACUCCUUGCAUCCGUCUUGAUGCUUUCCAGCGCUUUACUCCUCAACAACCUAGCUGGACGACGAUAUCCAAUCUACUGGUGGACUCCCGUGGACUUGAAGGCUUUGAGAGAGGAACGUCGUAGAGCCAGAGCCGAACCUCACCAAGUCGACCUAGAGAAAGAUGAUUGGGACGGCUCUUCCCCCACUGCUGCCACAACCACCACCAACGCCGCAACACCGUCUGCGGCACCCCCAACGACCGUACCAGACUCCAAAGUAGACAACUCAUCCGACGAAGACACAACCGAGGCCGGCUCAGAUACAGGAGAUCUCGCCAAGCUGAGCACUCAGGAAACACGGGUCACUCGGACCAUUUCGUAUAGUUCAGCAUCCAGGGUACCGCACCUCCACCUAAACCCAAGUGGUUCUUCUGCUGGACACCGCCCAUCCUCUUCCCAACGAUCAAAAGCCCAUCGAGGCAGUGCAAUAGACCCUGACAUCAACGAGGAUAGCAUCAUCAUCUCCCGCGAGCGCAUCGUCAUCCCCGACUGGCUCGAGCUAAAUAAUUGGGAAGAUGAAAUCCUACGGAUUUUGAUGGAGAGAUUGCGCGAUUCAUGAUCCACUGUGAUGCUUACAUGACAAGUAUGUAAUGAUCAAGAAAGGCGUCAGUGGCUAGACCAUAACUUAGAAGUGC